Triticum aestivum (bread wheat) is the source of this 2824-nucleotide messenger RNA. RefSeq lists its product as uncharacterized. Lineage: Eukaryota; Viridiplantae; Streptophyta; Magnoliopsida; Poales; Poaceae. The record is from RefSeq and is a predicted model, not a curated record. Bases 73 to 2469 code for a protein of 798 amino acids. The transcript is spliced from 3 exons.
UUCACAGUUGAGAACGUAAUACGUACUCCUUCCUGCAUACAGUACGUACAUAGAUAUAGAUAGAUAGAGAAAAUGGAGGGAGCGGACGAAAGGCCGGAAGAACUGAUCAACUACUAUGUCAAGAGUCGGGUGGCCGCACGGAACAUGGCAGGCGCUGCAGGGUUCUUUGCGUUGUUAUGGUCCACCGUUGUGCUCCUCGGCGGCUACGUUAGCGUCCUAACCAUCAAGGAUUUCUGGUCUCUCUCGGUGCUGAGCCUUCUAAUGGCGUCCCAACUGAUUCUGCUCGAAAUGAAAAUCGUAACUGGUUGGGAUUAUCUGGCAGAUGUGCACAUAUUACGUUUGAGUUUGACUAAGGGACAGAAAAUUCAGCUUAAGUGGACAAAGGAAAGUUGUGAUCACUUGGUGAAUAUAUUUAUCGUGUCCACAUCGCUCGUCGUGAAGAUGAUUGUCUCAAUAUGCAUAGCAUUGCCCAUCAUUUUGGUUGGCCCAUUUUUGGCCAUGGCACUCUCAGUGGCACGUCUCGUACAACGUGAUUACGGCGAUGUAGGUGGAGAUGCUGCAAACAAAGCAAAACUGGACGCGGCAAUGAUCAUCUUCUAUGUUCUAGUUACCUUUCAGAGUUUAUCCGUCUUUUUCUGGAUACUUGUUAAUACAUCUCAGCCGGUGAUGUUGGUGAGCAAACGGUCCGGAUUUGGGGCUUGGGGUCCCAAAACUGUUAGGAGAUACUUGAAUAAAACCAGAGACAAGUAUCGGAAGGACGGGUUGUUGCCCAACAACUGGAACUUGAUCACAUUCAAUGUUGGGUUGCUGGAGUCUGCAUCUCAGGAUGACCGUCUAUGUGGAGCAAGGGUGUUAGAUACUUUAGUCAUGCAAGGUAUAACUAUAAGACAAGAGCUACUGUCUUCUAGCCAAGCAAUUCAGAAUCUGAUCAACAUGAUUGGCCUGACAAGAACAGAUAACCACGAGACCAGAGAGCGUGCCGCAAGGAUUGUUGCGGAUCUAGGAAGUGAGCUAUGUAUAACCCAGUUUCCGGAUCUACUUCGAUGCAUAUGCUGCCUACUUGAAAGCUGCAACCAAUAUAUUAAGCCAGAAGUUGCCCAGCCAUUCGUCGAAAAAAAACAAGUCAAGUUGCCCAAGACAAAAUCAUUGAUCCAGAUCAUAAAAGUCGCGUACAAGACUAGAUUGCUUUUAGUUUUUGGAGAAGGGUACGAGUACUCCUAUGUAUCGAAAGGAACCAAAGACACCAUCUCUCAAGGCCUGCUGAUUCUUGAGAGGCUCACACAAGACGAAGACAACUGUAUAGAGAUAAUCAAACACCAAAGGCUCCUCUCUAAGAUCACAUUACCACUAAGCUACCAGGACCUACCCAGCCAUGGAUGGGACCAUACAUGGGCUGAGAUGCUAAGCAGAUCACUCACAGUUGUGAGCAGGCUUAUCAGAGCUGGACCUACAGAUGACACCAUAAGGCUGCAACAUGCUAUGUCGCGCAACAUGGUAGCUGUCCGCAAUUUGAUGCGUAUUUUGGAGGUUGACAGUGAAGAUGCCUUCUCCGAACUACAUGGGCAAGCGAUAGAAAUCCUUACAGAGCUGGCCUUUGAUGAUUCUUUCAGAAAACUAGCUUUUGAUGAAUCUACAAGCAUGACUGAAAUGCUCGUCAAGACACUGGGGCGCAUCUCCCUUGAGGAUGGCAACAACAAUGGUAUAGUGGCAAAAGAAGAGGAAGAGAAAGACAAGAGAGUGAGGAGAAAAGCAGGGAAAGCACUGGCGAGAUUAUUGCUUCGCGUCCCAAGUGCAAGAGAUAAUAGUGUUGCAUUGACUUCUGCACCAAAUGUUAAUGAUAUUUAUCUACUUCCCAAACAAGACAUGGUCAAUCUGUUGACCAAGGUUGUUAAUCAAAUAUUAUCUAGUAAAGGAGAAAAGGCUGCAGAUGUGGUAAUGCUGGCUGGUCCAAGCAAUGGUUUUCAUGUAGAAAUGAUUGUAGAAAGCCAGCCUCCAAAAGGUUUUGAAUCUGACACUAGACAGCCUUCCAUUCAGGAAACUGAAGAACAAUCUGAGGACAGAAAAAUGCUUAUGUCCAUGCUAUCCCUCACCAUGGCGAUAUGCAAAAAAAAUGUGAUCAGCGGAGAUGAUUUUACCCGUGCCAUCCCUGAUGAUGCAGCACUCGUGAAGAAGCUCAAGGAGAUAGUAGAACUGCUUCAGGAUGCCACGACUGGCGGCUGGAGAAUUCUGAAGCUUGUUUGUCAGGUGGUUAUAGCAGUGGUUCAGCUCACACCCAGCUGUACCAGAGAGUUCAACAGACAUAACUUCAAGGAGGCACUGUCCAAGGCUCUUGCUACCAUGUCGGAUGUUGAUAACUGCAUGAUAUUUGCUGGCAAUGACCGUGAGGUGCCUGUCAGGUCUCUCGCUUCUCUUGUGGAAGAGGCACAGGAGCUCUUUGCACAAGAGCAGGGUGACAUAAUCUCUACCUGAUGAUGAAGGGGGCAUCAUUCGAGUUUAUUAUUCGUCUGUAUUUGUUGCAAAAGGUGUGCUUGUGGAGUUUGUCUUGCUGAGUUAUGUUGAUGAUGGUACAAUGCUUAACAACUUCAUUCGAAUGUAUUAUUCUUCUAUAUUUGUUCCAAUUGAAUUCUCUUUGUCAAUGUUUAACAACUUCAUUGAGGACCUUUGUUACGUCUUUUAUUUGUUUAAAGUUGAAAAACGAUGUUUGUCGGCUUAGAGUAUAAUUUAUUGGCGUACUAUUUCCCAACAACUAAGGUGGUUGCAAGUAAAACAGUUAGCAAAUUGCAUUUGCGAUGCAUAUACACACAUACACAACAAGCAUGCACAA